CUCAAAGAUAUCAUCAUUUCAUUGCAUUUAAAUCAACUAGGCGGGGUAGAGGCUCCAUUAUUCAUAGAGAACAGAGCAUUGCAUUCACUUCUUAAAAUCCAUCACUUAUCUUCUUUACCAUAACAAGUCAAGUGGGGACAAAGUACAAAAUUGGGAUAUGGGUUCGGUGAGUGAAUCGAGGGAUGAGGUUCCACAAAAAACAUACUGGAGGUGGAGCAAACAAGAUUUCUUCCCUGAAAAAUCAUUCCAAAAUUGGGGAACGUACCGUGAUGCGCUAUCACAAACGGGUCUCCGUUUCAAGGACCGUCUUUUAACCCGAUCGGACGAGACCAGUGAGGUUUCGGAGCUCCAGAAACAAAGCGAAAACAAGAUGAAACGGUGUUUGAAUUGGUGGGACCUCACUUGGGUCGGCUUCGGCGCAGUCAUUGGUGCAGGCAUCUUUGUGCUCACAGGCAAAGAAGCCCAUUUUGAUGCCGGCCCCGCUAUCAUCGUAUCCUACCUUGCUUCCGGUUUUUCGACCAUGCUUGGUGUUUUCAUCUACACGGAAUUCGCUGUAGAAAUUCCUGUAGCCGGUGGUUCAUUUGCUUAUCUGAGAGUCGAACUGGGAGAUUUUGUAGCAUUUAUAGCAGCUGCUAACAUACUUCUCGACUACAUGCUUGGAAAUGCAGCAGUUGCUCGAUCUUGGACUUCUUACUUGACAACUCUUCUCAACCGCCCGUCCAACUCGCUUGUUAUCCAUACAAAUCUUAAACAAGGUUACAACCUCUUGGACCCAAUUGCCGUCGUAGUUCUAGCAAUCGCAUCAGCAAUCGCCAUCGCUAGCACAAAGAAAACCUCACUCCUCAAUUGGAUUGCAUCUGCAGUAAACAUGGUUGUGAUAUUUUUUGUUAUAAUUGCAGGUUUAACUCAUGCCAAAACCUCGAAUCUUACUCCCUUUAUGCCUUUUGGCGUAAAAGGGUUAUUCCAAGCGGCAGCGAUCGUGGGCUUUGCUUACGGAGGAUUCGACGCUAUAACAACAUUGGCGGAGGAAACGAAAAAGCCGUCAAGAGAUAUACCAAUAGGGUUACUUGGGUCGAUGUCGGUCAUCACCGUCAUAUACUGUUUGAUGGCACUUUCACUGAGUAUGAUGCAAAAGUACACAGAUAUAGACCCCAAUGCAGCCUACUCUGUUGCAUUUGAGAGUGUAGGGAUGAAUUGGGCAAAGUAUUUGGUUGCAUUUGGUGCUCUUAAGGGAAUGACCACCGUUCUUCUUGUUGCGGCGCUUGCGCAGGCUCGAUACGCUACGCAUAUCGCACGAGCCCACAUGAUCCCGCCUUGGUUUGCUCUGGUCCACCCAAAGACGGGAACCCCUAUCUAUGCUACCAUAAUGAUGACCACCGGCAGUGCCGUGAUUGCUUUCUUCUCAAGCUUGGAUGUUUUGGGGGGCUUGUUAGCCGUAAGCGGUUGUUUUCUCUCCACGCUAUUGCCGGUCGCACUUCUGGUGAGGAGAUAUUACGUAACAGGCAUCACGCCUCGUGCGAACGUGUCGAAGUUCGUUGCAUUAUUGCUUCUCAUUCUCCUUUCCUCCGCUGCGACCUCAGCUUACUGGGCACUGACCUCCACCGGUUGGAUCGGUUACACCAUUACACUCCCUCUUUGGUUCUUGGGGACUCUGGGGAUGUCGGUGCUCUUGCCGCUGCAAAGGACGCCCAAAGUCUGGGGCGUUCCGCUUGUCCCGUGGUUUCCAUCGUUGGCGAUUUUGACGAAUUUGUUUCUCAUGGGAUCUUUGGAUGCUAGUGCUUUUAUACGGUUCAGCAUAUGUACGAUCGUAAUUGUGGUUUACUAUUUCUUUUUUGGGCUCCAUGCGACUUAUGAUAUGGCACACGAGCCAAAUAAGCCAGAAUCCAUGAAGAUCGCUGAUACAGACAGUGAGACACCAUUCCAAGUUCAGAACCUUGAAAUUUAAAUGUCUCUCAUCCCCUUGUUGGCAAGGAUCCCUUCUUGAUUAGUGCCACUCAGCAAUUCUGGAAUAAUAAACAGGAUUGUCGUGUA
Rhododendron vialii is the source of this 2031-nucleotide messenger RNA. Its product is annotated as cationic amino acid transporter 5-like. Gene Ontology annotation, molecular function: L-glutamate transmembrane transporter activity; L-lysine transmembrane transporter activity. Bases 158 to 1945 code for a protein of 595 amino acids. The record is from RefSeq and is a predicted model, not a curated record. Gene Ontology annotation, cellular component: plasma membrane. Lineage: Eukaryota; Viridiplantae; Streptophyta; Magnoliopsida; Ericales; Ericaceae. Gene Ontology annotation, biological process: transmembrane transport; amino acid transport. The transcript is spliced from 3 exons.